AUGAGUGGUUCCGGAAGGAAUAAGUUCGAGAUCUCUCGGUUUUCUGCCGAGGAUGAGAAUCAUAUUAACAAGAAGCUGCCGAAAGAGCUGCUUCUGAGGAUAUUGUCCUACCUGGACGUGGUCUCGCUAUGUCGAUGUGCUCAGGUCUCCAAACUAUGGAACAUAUUGGCACUUGACGGCUCCAACUGGCAAAGAAUAGAUCUCUUCGAGUUCCAGAGAGAUGUGGAGGGUCCUGUAAUUGAGAACUUGUCACAGAGAUGCGGGGGUUUCCUCAGACAACUCUCUCUGAGAGGAUGUGAGAGUAUAGGUGAUGGCUCUAUCAAGACUUUAGCACAAUCAUGCCAGAAUAUAGAGGAUUUGAACUUGAACAAAUGCAAGAAGAUCACCGACCAAAGCUGUCAGGCGCUCGGCAGGAAGUGCAGUAAACUGCAGAGGAUAAACCUGGACUCCUGCCCCAGCAUAACAGAUAUAUCAUUGAAGGCCUUAUCAGAUGGGUGUCCGAUGUUAACACACGUCAAUGUUAGCUGGUGUCAGUCUAUCUCAGAGAAUGGAGUGGAAGCGUUGGCACGAGGAUGUCCCAAACUGAAAAGUUUUAUAUGCAGAGGUUGCAAAAAUGUAAACGACAGGGCUGUAUCGUCAUUGGCCACACAUUGUCUAGAUCUUGAAGUGUUAAACGUCCAAGGCUGUGAGAUGCUGACAGAUGAGUCGAUUAUGAAGCUGGGUGGAGCGAUGCGUCGUCUGUGCCUGUCGGGGUGUUCUCGCCUGACAGACGCCAGCCUGGCGGCGCUGGCCCAACGCUGUCCCGACCUGGUCACACUGGAACUUGCGCAGUGCUCUAUGCUAACUGAUGCUGGAUUCCAGGCGCUGGCCAGAAGUUGCAGACUUCUAGAACGAAUGGACUUGGAGGAGUGCGUGUUGAUCACGGACACCACACUAGUUCACUUAUCGAUGGGAUGCCCACGACUCGAAAAAUUGACAUUAUCACAUUGUGAAUUAAUAACAGACUACGGUAUCAAACAGUUGUCUAUGUCUCCGUGUGCUGCUGAACAUUUAACUGUACUUGGUCUAGAUAACUGUCCCUUAGUGACAGAUGGAGCACUAGAACACCUAAUAUCUUGUCACAAUCUUCAACUAAUCGAACUAUACGACUGCCAGAUGGUUAGCAGAAAUGCUAUCAGGAAGCUAAGGAAUCAUUUACCCAACAUCCGUGUACACGCAUACUUCGCUCCCGUCACGCCCCCCGUAGGGGGUGGUGGAGCGCGGCCCGGGUACUGCCGCUGUUGUAAUAUCAUAUGA
Messenger RNA from Arctia plantaginis, 1296 nucleotides. NCBI's taxonomy places the organism in Eukaryota, Metazoa, Arthropoda, Insecta, Lepidoptera, Erebidae. The record is from the annotation of a GenBank genome assembly.